AUGACACACGUCCCCACUUUAUUGCUGAUUCGUAGAUGCCGCUCUCAUAACCCCACCCACCGGCCCACCUUUGAGCAAAUCAGAAAGUUUGUUCAUAGAAUCAACCCUCACAAAGUCAGUCCUGUGGACAUGAUGAUGAACCUGAUGGAGAAGUACAGUAAACACCUGGAGGUUCUGGUGGCUGAGAGGACGCAGGACUUGAUGCACGAGAAGCAGAAAACAGACCGGCUGCUCUACAGUAUGCUGCCUAAGCAGGUUGCUGAUGACCUCAGACAGGGAAAACCUUCCCAGGCUCAAAGCUACGUCAGCGCAACUGUGUUCUUCAGUGAUAUUGUGGGCUUCACACAGCUGUCCAGCACCAGCACACCGUACCAGGUGGUGGACUUCCUCAACAAACUCUACACCACCUUCGACGAGAUCAUCGACAACUACGACGUCUACAAAGUGGAGACCAUUGGAGAUGCAUAUAUGGUGGUCUCUGGUGUGCCGCGUGAGAACGGGAUUUUGCAUGCAUCAGAGAUCGCCAGCAUGGCUCUGGAUCUGGUGUCUGUCUGCAAGACCUUCAGAAUCCCUCACAAACCCCAAACACAGCUACAGAUCCGUGCAGGGAUACACUCAGGGCCUGUGGUGGCUGGAGUGGUCGGCACCAAGAUGCCACGUUACUGUCUGUUUGGAGACACCGUCAAUACUGCCUCCCGCAUGGAGUCUACCAGCGAAGCUCUGAAGAUCCAGUGCAGCUCCAGUGCCUUUUAUCUGCUGGAAGAGAUUGGGGGCUACAUGCUCACAUGCAGGGGGGUGCUGCAGGUCAAGGGUAAAGGGGACAUGGUGACGUACUGGUUGGAAGGGAAGCAGCCGGCGAUGGUCAGUAAGGAGAAGAGAGCAGAGCCAGUGCUGGACACAACAGACAAAGAGAAUUUCUCCAACAUCCCUGGAGUUAUCACCUGCAAUAACAACAACGACCUGCUGUUUGACCCCAACUAA
This is a messenger RNA of Colossoma macropomum (tambaqui), 981 nucleotides long. Its product is annotated as atrial natriuretic peptide receptor 1. NCBI's taxonomy places the organism in Eukaryota, Metazoa, Chordata, Actinopteri, Characiformes, Serrasalmidae. The transcript has 9 exons. The record is from RefSeq and is a predicted model, not a curated record. Gene Ontology annotation, molecular function: guanylate cyclase activity; peptide receptor activity. Bases 1 to 981 code for a protein of 326 amino acids. Gene Ontology annotation, biological process: receptor guanylyl cyclase signaling pathway; intracellular signal transduction; cGMP biosynthetic process.